AUAAAAUGGCCUUCGAAGCAAGAACCCACGUAAAUGGCAAAAUGCUAAGACAGUUUGCUGGACAAAAUGUGAGCAUAAUGUUGUGUGUCGAGAAUGAAGCCGGUACAAACUUAACUGGCAUUAGCACCGAUGAUGAAAAGAUUACAGUUCAGCUUCCGGAUUCAGUAGAUGCAACAACAGGUGAUUGGAUUGAGGUUAUUGGAAAAGCAAUGGGACCUACAAGCGUAAAAGCUAAGGAGGCCAUUCUUUUUGGUGGCGAAAAUAUCGAUUUUGACAAGGAAGGCUACAACAUGAUGGUCCUGUUUAUGAACAAUUGCAAGGAGAUUUAUCGCAGCGGCUGA
Molecule: messenger RNA, 341 nt
Organism: Musca vetustissima
Lineage: Eukaryota; Metazoa; Arthropoda; Insecta; Diptera; Muscidae
Gene: RPA3
Exons: 2
Coding region: 6-341 (111 amino acids)
Biological process (GO): double-strand break repair via homologous recombination; mismatch repair; DNA replication
Cellular component (GO): nucleus; DNA replication factor A complex; site of double-strand break
Molecular function (GO): single-stranded DNA binding; damaged DNA binding
Source: RefSeq, a predicted model, not a curated record